This is a messenger RNA of Centropristis striata (black sea bass), 1125 nucleotides long. It is a transcript of the gene atoh1a, whose product is annotated as atonal bHLH transcription factor 1a. The transcript is spliced from 2 exons. The coding region runs from base 1 to 1125 and encodes 374 amino acids. NCBI's taxonomy places the organism in Eukaryota, Metazoa, Chordata, Actinopteri, Perciformes, Serranidae. The record is from RefSeq and is a predicted model, not a curated record. Gene Ontology annotation, molecular function: protein dimerization activity.
AUGGACGUCCGAUGUGUGGAAGACUGGAGCAGAGGCGCGCGUGAGGCGGCGGUCCUCGACUCGCGCCUGCAGAGCCCGAGAGCGGCGGAGAGGGGAGGGGAGCAGCAGCCCGAGGAGUCCCGCUACGAGGCUGGACUCGUGGACAGCUGCAGUGACCCACGCGCCUGGCUGGCUCCGGUGCAGCCUUCAGGCACCUGCGCGACACACGCCACUUCACCAGACUACCUGCGGCACUCGCCCUGCCCGAGCAUCGGCUCCUACCAAGAGAGUGGUUCCCCGGAGUCCUCGGGCCACCCCAGCCCCCCCAGCUUCAGAAAAUCUGCCAAGAGCCCCUCCUCUUCCUCGCUCAAAGUCAGGGACCUGUGCCGUCUCCAAGGCACGGUCACCGGGCCCGAGGAGGACGCAUCCGCGAGACAGAGAGCCCAGUCCAGCAGACCUGUCAACGGGGUCCAGAAGCAGAGGCGCGUGGCCGCCAACGCGCGCGAGAGGAGGCGGAUGCACGGACUGAACCACGCGUUUGACGAGCUGCGCAGCGUAAUCCCGGCGUUUGACAAUGACAAGAAGCUCUCAAAGUAUGAAACUCUGCAGAUGGCGCAGAUUUACAUCAACGCUCUGGCUGAUCUGCUUCAAGGUCCGGUCUCCUCCAACGGCAGCAGCAGCAGCAGCGACGGCUCAAACAGCAACAACAACUCGCCAAAGUCUGACAUUAUGCUUUCAUCCACCGGUGGGUUUGACGGGGCGAAGGACAGGGCUUCUCCGUCCCCUCCAGCCCGGAGGACAGCAGCGGCUGGGCCCGUCUCAGGUAGCGGCUUACCGGUCCACAUUAGUGGGAUGCCUUUCCGCUCCUCCUUUGACGACGGUGCGUUUUCCGCCUUGGUGGAGGAAGCGAUGCGUUCGCCUUCUCCUCCCCCCUCCACUCGGGCCGGCAGCUCGCUCGCACCGGUCGGCGGAGGGAGGAAGGAGUCUCCCCGGAGCGACGGAGAGUUUUCCCCGCACUCCCACUUCAGUGACUCGGAUGAAAUCGCCAUGGAGCUCCACUCAAGUGAAGAAGAUGACCUGUCAGAACUGAAGCUACGCAGCCGCCGCCACCACCACCACCACCACCACCACACCGUUGCUUUCUAA